Messenger RNA from Drosophila innubila, 1488 nucleotides. Its product is annotated as zinc finger protein 484. The record is from RefSeq and is a predicted model, not a curated record. The coding region runs from base 116 to 1393 and encodes 425 amino acids. Gene Ontology annotation, biological process: regulation of transcription by RNA polymerase II. The transcript has 4 exons. Gene Ontology annotation, molecular function: zinc ion binding; RNA polymerase II cis-regulatory region sequence-specific DNA binding; DNA-binding transcription factor activity. Gene Ontology annotation, cellular component: nucleus. Lineage: Eukaryota; Metazoa; Arthropoda; Insecta; Diptera; Drosophilidae.
CUAUCGCUACUCAGCAAAAAUGGCGAUUUAUUAAGAAGACAGACGCUUUACCUUUACACAACACGGACACAAUUUUAACACUAAAAUACUGUUUUAGAUCGAAAUUAAACAAAAGAUGGGCGGUGAACUUGGACCAAACAUUUGUCGCGUGUGCUUGGAGCCCAGCCAGCGAUUGCAAUGGAUAGACGAAUCACGUGAAGAAGGCGAGGAGACUCCAAAUGAAAUGCUUAUACAGCUGCUAGGAGUUUCAUUCAGUAAAUUAAAUGGAAAAGAUCAGAUUCCUCAUGGUAUAUGCAAGCAGUGCAAGGUGGAGCUGAACAUGGCAUUUCAGUUCCGAGAGAAGGCUCUGCGCAAGCAAGCGGAAAUCGAGCAAUAUUGCCGUGAAUUGGGACUGUUGGAUGAGGCCGAAGAUUACCUUGUCAAGGAGGAAUUGGGAUCACAGCAGGUGGAGGAUGAAGAAAUGAAUGACUUUGUAAUGAGCGAAGCAGCAUGUGCUAACGGUGAUGCUGAAGAUGGCUCUCAAAACGAUGAUUUUCUGGACGUUGAUGCCACACAUGAUCAUCAGGAAGUCAUCAGUGAUGACAUUGAGUACUUGGAUGACAACUAUACCAUAGAAAUAAUUCCCAAGUCCGAUGAUGUCGGGCUUGAAACUAAAUAUGAUGACACGCCAACUCCUUCUGACAACAAAUCUCGUCGUGGUCGCACAAGUCUCAGCCUGAAUGCCGCCAAAUCGGAGCAUAAAGACACUCAGCAGAACUUUGGGUUUACUGCUGGCGCUGACAUUAAACCUCGACGUGGACGAGUACGUACAGGCCUCAAUUCUCUGCGCACUUCGGAUGGCACUGAGAAGGGCGGCUAUGUUUGUGAUGUAUGUGGCAAUUUCUAUGAGAAACGGGGACGAAUGAUGGAACAUCGUCGACGUCACGAUGCCGUAUGUCAAUACCAGUGCGAACUCUGCGAUGCCAAGUUCCAAGUGCGCGAACAGUUGCGCAAACACAUGUAUUCCCAUACGGGUAGCAAGCCCUUUAAAUGCAGCUUCUGUAGUCGUCAAUUCUUCUACGAGAGCGUAUUAAAGUCGCACGAAAACGUGCAUCGCGGAAUCAAGCCGUAUGUGUGCAAGCUCUGUGACAAGGCCUUUGCGUACGCACACUCUCUAACGAAGCACGAGCUGAUUCACUCGGAUAUCAAGCUGUAUAGGUGCGAGUACUGCCAAAAGGAUUUCCGACUUUUACACCAUAUGCGCCAGCACGAGGAGACCAAGUGUCAUCAAAAUGCAGUGAUGCUAGCUGAAACCUUAAAAUAUGAUCGAGAGCAGGAAGUCGAGCUGCUUGCUAUGGAAGAAAUAAAGGAUGUUAAACUUCGCUUGCCCCAGCUCUCCUUAACAUCACAAUAACGAAGCUGUACUCUUAAGCAAUAGAUUAUAAAUUAAUCAAACUUAAAUAUACAAAAAUGUGUAUUUCACAAAAAUACAUUGUGUUCUUUUUAAUA